This is a messenger RNA of Ooceraea biroi (clonal raider ant), 4821 nucleotides long. It is a transcript of the gene Vhdl, whose product is annotated as larval-specific very high density lipoprotein. The record is from RefSeq and is a predicted model, not a curated record. Lineage: Eukaryota; Metazoa; Arthropoda; Insecta; Hymenoptera; Formicidae. Gene Ontology annotation, biological process: lipid transport. Gene Ontology annotation, molecular function: lipid carrier activity.
ACGCGGGCUUGCGUACGCUACCAGUCUCGCAUCAGGGGCCACGCUAUGAUGAAUGCCCUUACUGUGUUGCUGCUGUUUCUAGCAGCCGCGUAUGCGGUGCCAGUGCACUUUCCCGCUGAGAAAACGAUAAUCUACGAUUACUAUGCCGACGCGAGAGCCGGGAUAAUCGAGCCAGCACAAUACGUCUCUCAGUUCGCUCUCUCCGGGCAGCUUCACAUAAAGAAGGACAUCAGCGAUCCAUCUUUGAGCAAUGCUUACUACGUCAAAUUGAACAACAUAAAGUAUGGCCUGUACAAUGGCAUGGUGAUAGAUCACCAACCGAUCGAAGUGAUUCACGAACUCGGGGAAGAUGCCCAGCAGAUCCAAGACCCCUUCGUGAUCGUCUAUGACGAGUAUGGCAAGUUCCAAGGCAUCAAGGUACCGGAGACUGAGAACGUUUGGUCGAAGAACAUCAAGCAGGGUAUCGCCUCGAUGCUGCAGUUGGACUUGGCCCACAUCCAGCUGCACAGCCCAAUGACGUCGCAUAGCUUCGUCACGCAAGAGAACACCAUCCACGGUAAUUGUCAAGUCGCCUACAACGUUCAACCGAGGAACCCGACGGACCCGGAAACGACCAACGUCUUCGUGGUUACGAAGUUUCACGAGUUGAGGAACUGCAGCCACUUUACUCAGCGUGUCUUCGAUCAUGUCGAGUGCGAAAAAUGUCACGUCGAGUCUUCGGACGAUAUGACCACCGCCGCCAGGAGAGUCUUCCAGAUCGAACAGCAGGGCGGUGAUAUUCUCAUCAGACACUUGGUCGCGCACUCGACUGUCAAUCAUUUGCCUUACAACGCCCAAUCCGAGGCUCACUAUUUGAUGACCAACACUACUUUGAGCCUGCAUUCCGUCGUACCAGUGGCGGAGACUCCUGCAUCAGUCGUGAACUUCCAGAACGUCCCUAUCAUUCGUGAUGUCACCUUUAAUAAGCCCGUGGGCAAUUACGCUCUCCAUGCCGCCGAGGAUCUCACUCACGGCCGACAUAUCGUCAAGCUGGACGCGCUUAUUCCUAAACUGAAGAAAAUGUUAACCGAAGCGGCCGACUACAUCGAGGAGAAUCACUUGGAGGCAAAAGAACCGGAGUGGAAACACGGGCAAACCAUCAAUAGGCUGCAACAUACCAUGAGCUACAUGGACCUGGGCUCGUUGGAACAAGUCUACAACACUAUUCAAGACCCGAAGACACCAAAGGAAGUCACGAUAAAGAAUAUUUUCCUGAAAAUGGUCCCAACCGUGGGCACAAGUGCUGCCUGCCACUUCACGCGAAACGUCAUCCGCAAGCACAAAGUGACUGAUGGGACUGCUAUAUCGAUGUUAAUAAAAUUACCAAUGCACGUCAAAGUUCCGUCCGAGCGAUUGCUCCUGGAGAUGGAGGAACUGCUGAAAUUGGACAACACCGUCUCACCGCAAGUCAGGAAGAGCAGCAUCCUCUGCUUCUCCAUUUUGAUUCGCAAGACAUUCAUGCACUAUCAAGGCGAACCCGUCAAUUCUCUUCUUCAGCGAUACAUUAAUCGUUUCGUCGAUCAUAUUAUGAAUGAGCAAACGUACGAGAUGAAGAUGGUGUAUCUGAUGGCGAUGAAGAACGUUCAAGUGGGCAACAUCGAGAAGUUCCUCGAGCCAAUCAUCCGCAAUCCGUACUCGGUGUCCGACAAGCCGCAUCAUAUCCGCGUUCAGGCAAUCUGGGCCAUCAAGAAGGCAGUUGCCGAUAAAACCGAAUACACUCACGACCUGCUCUGGCCCAUCUUCACGGACGUCAAACAACCGCUGUCCGUCAGGAUUGCCGCCUACGACGUCCUGAUGAGCCAGAUGCCGAACAUGAGACGACUCAUGAACAUCUACUGGUUCAUGGUUUACGAACAGAAUAAUCACUUGUACAAUUAUCAUCUCACUACCCUGCAAGGUCUCGCCAAUUCCGUAGACCCUUGCCUCACGCCGGUUCGUGAUAUGGCCAGAAAGGUCGUGCGCUACACAAAAAUCAGGCCGGUUACCACUGCGCUCUCCUACAAGCACUUCAUGGACUACACCGAUCCAAUGUACGAGCACGGUGAAUCCUGGAACACCGCCUGGGUUCUCGACGAGACGACCGGUCUGCCGCAUGCUGGUUACGUUGAGCAUCGCGUGUCCUGGGCGCGUAGACCCGUCGACAAAGUUGGAAUCUACUGGAGUGCUUACAAUCUACACGAAGUCAUGAAGAUAGUCAAGAAGGAAUUGAUGGACACCAAGAUCGAGAAUAUCAGCAACAAGAACAUUCAGAACAUCUUGGUCAACGCCGCGCAGGACAUGCCGGAAAAGAAACCCAUUCACGUCGAUAUCUGCAUCACGAUGAACGGCCAGGUGAUCUUCGCCAGCCACUAUAACCAGGAUAGCUUCAAGAACAUGAUCGCGGACGUGCAUAAGCUUCGACAGACUGUGUCCGGCAACUUCCAGGACGUCAUGUAUGACACCUUCUACGAGAUGCAGAUGCCCACCGACAUGGGCGUGCAAGGGAUCCUUAGCACGAAAUUGCCGUACCUGUUGUCGUUCAAGUUCAACAACGUGCAGACCGAGGUGAAGAAACCAUCGGUGAACGUAAAGGUCGAGACUGACACCCGUAUGUGGAGACACGGCGAAUACAUGUUGUCGAUGUACAAUCCAGUCGCUGACGUAUGGCACUCGAUCCGCCGAGCCAUCGUCCAGGACGUCGCUUCACCCGUGGUGAUGAACUUCAACUACAAUCACGAGGCGAAGAACGUGAAAAUUACCUACCCGAGAUUACCAGUCACCAAGAUGUCGCACGUUGGCAUACGAAAUCACGCAAAGAACCUGGUGACCAUCACCGAAGACGAGCAGGAUGUGCUCAAGACCUGCUGCGCGACCUGCCAACAUCAGACGGUUGUCACUACCGGCAACAAGAAGAAUUAUCACGUCGCCAUGGAUUCUAAGGACCUGGGUCUCAGGUACAGCGCGUCGAUCUUCGAUUGCGAGAACAAAGUCACCCCGGUGAGCGACCUCCAGGAAUGGCACCGCGCGAUGUCCUCUGAACACAAGAACACUGGGGACUCAAAACUCAUGCAAUACAUGAUGGGUAUCCGCCAGAAAAUGACGAACGUCUACCUCUCGCCGGAGAUGGGCAACUGCGGAAUGCUCUGGAAGACAGAACCCAGCAUCGUUUAUCCUACGUCGCACGUUGAUGUGAACCUGCGAAUGAACGUAGAAAAUGUCGACCACCUUCACGAGAAGAUGCACUCUUUCAACAGCAAGAAGAUCAACAUUCGCGGUACCCUCGAUGCCAAGGCAGCCUCCACGAACGAAUCCGUCCGCUCGUGGGAUGUGAACGUGAACAUCAACAUGUCUCAGGGACACGUACUCAACAACAUGAAGGUCCAGAUGAAGAGAGUAACACCAGGAGAGAAGAACUUGAAGAUCUGCGUAGAUGCGCAGAAGAGCUAUCCGGUCAUGGAUGAGGAUCCGUUGAAGAUUGACACCAACAAGGAGGAGACCAAUGCUAAGGUAACCGUCACUGCAGGAUUUACGGACGAUGACAAGUGCGUCCGCGACGAGAUGGUGAUCGCGAUGACCAUCAAGAGUGAGAUGACGGAAGAGCAGAAGAAGCAAAUGGUGCACGACAGCGUGCAUGGCGAUUGCGUCAAGGAUAUUCAGAACCCGCAAUUCCAGACUAGGCAGGGCUACGUUCCCAAAACUAUGAACUGCAUCCACGAAGUUCUCAAAUACACGACCAUGAAGAAGUACACCAUUAAUGCAUCGUACAAGAAGGUGCCCGUACCAGUAGUGUCGUUGCUUCAGUCGAUUGACGAUUCCAUCCGCGCUACAUACUUGCCACACGUGAAGUACAUUUGGGACCGCGCCGAGAAUGGCAACAUGAAGAUAAUGCUCGAGGUCUCUACCGAUCUGAACCACCUUAAUGCAACUGUUGUCACCCCGGUCAGCGGAUACGAAUAUGUUCAAGUGCCAUUGCACCAGGGGAAGGUCUUCCGGGGGAUAAUUAUGGAUCAAACGAUAUCGCACCCGUGGAUGGCAGAGUGGCAUACCGCUCUGGUUAACACUCAUUUCACCAUGAACGCCUUGCGUAAGAUGACUCAAGGCUUGUCCAAAAUUUGCACAAUCUAUCCGGAAGUCGCAAUCACCACGGACAAUGGCGUGAUCCAAUUCCCGGUACCCGAUGAAUGGACCCUUGUAUCCGGCGACCACAUUGAUCAGUCGUAUGCUGUUUUCGUCAAAUCCACGCAGAACGACAAGCUGGCCAUAAAGAUGUACGUCGCCGGUCACGAGAUGGAAGUCAUGCCGACCGAAUCGAGUGCCACGGUCACCGUCGAUGGUAACGUCGUCGACCAGCACGAGAAGGGAGUUAUGGUGCCGAAGGGCGAGCCAGAAACUUACGCGAUCAAACUCACCGAGAACGUCGGGCAUCUCAUCGUCCAGUCGCAACGCGUGCCGAUGAUGAUGAUGUGGACCCCCAACAGCGUGACCAUGAUGCUGGACACGACUUUGCAGGGUCACGUAACCGGCAUAUGCGGACACAUGGAUGGCACGCACAAAGAGAAACUCCCCAAGAUUUACACCGCGCACGUUUAACAAUUCGUAAUAUAAUUCCUCCGAAUUUAGCUUGAGUAAAUUUUAAGCUAUCGUUUAAUUCGUUCUUUUUAGAAGUAAGUUCAGACAGAAUUAAGAUUUAAGAUUCUAGACCGAUGUAAAUUUAGACGACGAUUCUUGUUCGAAGUGAAGGCGGUACACGUGUAGAAAAGCAGAAAGAGAAUUGCAGCGCACAAUAAACUUUUAUUUUCCACU